AAAGGUUGGUGAUGAUCAAUUAAACUUUAUCACGUCGUCGAAUAUUGUAUUUGAAAUGUCAAACCAACAUUAUGUUAAUCUGGCCAAUGAUGUUGUUGGAAUGAUUAAUGAACAAAAUGAGGCAUAUGUCCCAUCACGAGUCUCUUACACAUCUUCUUCUCAGGCCUCUGCUUCUCCUGUUUCCAGCAACGCCAGUCGCCAACCAAAUUUACCUCCUGCCAGUCAGGCUAAUAGCUCUUUAGAAAUUAUUGAAGGUCAUGAUGAAAUAUUUGAUCCACCGCCAAACUCGGAUUACGAAUGCCCCAUAUGCAUGAUGCUACUUCGCAAUCCAGUACAAACGAUUUGCGGUCAUCGGUUCUGUAACGGAUGCAUGAAUCAGCACAUACGAUUAAACGGCGCGAAAUGCCCUUCAGAUAAUCAACAGCUCAAUACAAACGAGAUAUACGCCGAUAACUUUGCCAAAAGAGAAAUCAAUCAGCUAAAUGUCAAAUGCCGUACACUAAAAAAUAACAAAGAAUGUCCAUGGAAUGGUCCCCUAAAAAAUCUUGAGGUGAGUUAGAAUGUGUCGUUUUGUGAACCUUAAGGUAGUCGU
This is a messenger RNA of Xenia sp. Carnegie-2017, 592 nucleotides long. Its product is annotated as TNF receptor-associated factor 6-like. Gene Ontology annotation, biological process: tumor necrosis factor-mediated signaling pathway; positive regulation of JNK cascade; protein K63-linked ubiquitination. Gene Ontology annotation, cellular component: plasma membrane signaling receptor complex. NCBI's taxonomy places the organism in Eukaryota, Metazoa, Cnidaria, Anthozoa, Malacalcyonacea, Xeniidae. Bases 56 to 559 code for a protein of 167 amino acids. The record is from RefSeq and is a predicted model, not a curated record. The transcript has 4 exons.